AUGACUUGGGGGGGGAAGUAUCACCUUCUCCCCGCUUGGUGCGACAGCUAUAGCAGAAAAGUAGUUGGUCGAAAGGCAACCCGUUUUCAUUUUCAAACCAACGUCUCUCUAUAUGUAUGCACGAGAGUGCCAGUGUUCACCAUGUUCCGUCUUCACAUGGUCUCCUUUCCUUUUCACUAG
This is a messenger RNA of Colletotrichum graminicola M1.001, 180 nucleotides long. RefSeq lists its product as uncharacterized. The record is from RefSeq and is a predicted model, not a curated record. NCBI's taxonomy places the organism in Eukaryota, Fungi, Ascomycota, Sordariomycetes, Glomerellales, Glomerellaceae. The transcript has a single exon. The coding region runs from base 1 to 180 and encodes 59 amino acids.